UCUUCGUCAACUAAGUUUCUUCACUCUCCACUUCAUAAUAUCAACUUCAUUUAAACAAUUAGAAAAAACAAAUUAUACAUGUAUCCACAAACAUAAAGAAUAUUAAUUGUUUAAGGAAAAUAUAUUAUUUAGAAUAUUAAAUAUACCGGGAAAGUAAUUAUAUGUGUCUGGGCGGGUACCCAUGGGUCGGGUUUACCUAAACCCAAACCCAACCCGACCCGGUGAAUAGUGUAGCGGGUUUAAAUCCGAACCCGGCCCAAAACCCGUCAACACAGAUUUUACCCGCGUUGACCGGGUUGGGUCGGGUGGGUACCCGUGGGUUCUGGUUUUGUUGCCAUCCCUAAAUACGACGACCGGAUCAUUACAAAGCUACACUCAAUUACUGGAAUCCAGAUCAUACUUCCUUUUUAUUAAAACUACAAAUUAUCUACAAUCGAAUACUCUCUCUUCGUUAUCUCCCCUUCUCCUCUUAUUAUUACUAACUCAUUAACAUUUUUUAUUUUAUUUUUCGACUUGUUACAUAAUGAUUCUAAUUAAUCAAGCAUCCACAGUCUUUCCAACAGUUUUUGCUUCAGCGAUAACAAACUCCGGCUGAUUCAUCACCUUCCCGUUGACUCCAUCCAAUGCAUUGGCUCAAUAGGCAAAAUUUUUGGACCGCUAGUAUUGUUUGGACCUGAGAAACGACAGUAAGCUGAUCAGCCCAAGCCCACGAUAGAUUAUGAUAAUCGAUAAAUCCAUAUGGAGAGUGAGGCACGUACUUACCAGUAAUUAAUCACAGCUUAAGAAAAUAAAUUCGAAAAAAUAAAUGACAGCUGUGGGAUUUGAACCCACGCCCUUUCGGACCAGAGCCUAAAUCUGGCGCCUUAGACCACUCGGCCAAACUGUCGUACAUUGUUAAUAUGGCAAAUUUACUAAUCCUAAUCGUAAUUGGGUUUUAAGUAUCUAUUUAAGAAAACAAAUCCAUAAAACACGUUUGUAAGGUAAGGCUUUCUUUCUCGUCUAUUUACCAAAAUAAAAACAAAUAGAGUCGCAAUAAAUUUAUCUCGAAUGCCUUACUGAUAUUCCGCGUUAAAAUUGUAGCAGAACGGUGAAGAUUUACCUCCAUAAGCCCAAGCCCAAUUGGAGUACGUCUAAACAAAUAUAUACGCUGGGUAUGGGCUUUUGUUGGGCCAAGCCCUCACCGACCUUUUGUUAUUACCCGACCCGGACACAAACUCGGAGAAUAACAACUUUUCCCGGGGCUAGUUCAGCCAAUUCAGCUCGACACUGUAAGUCUAUAACGAUCUUUUUCUGGAAUUCUCCCGAUCGGCCGAUUUCCGAUUCUCCGCUGGAUUGUAAUUAGGGAUUGGCGAUUUAGGUUUCCGGCGAGAGGCAAGAAAUAAAGUGCUACCUCUCCGACGAUGGUUUGCGGCAAGUGCGAGAAGAAGCUGACGAAGGUGAUAGUUCCGGAUAAAUGGAAGGAAGGAGCUUCCAACACCUACGAAAGCGGCGGCCGGAAGGUCAACGAGAACAAACUCCUCUCCAAGAAGAACCGAUGGACACCUUAUGGAAACACCAAGUGCACGAUCUGCAAGCAACAAACACACCAAGAGGCCAAGUACUGCCACACUUGUGCCUAUACCAAAGGAGUCUGUGCAAUGUGCGGUAAACAAGUCUUGGACACUAAGGCUUACAAACAGAGCAAUGUUUAAGUAGAUGAUCCAGACCUUGCAGACCGAGUUCGACAAGCUGAAGCGAUGUAUUAGUCAAA
Molecule: messenger RNA, 1750 nt
Organism: Linum trigynum
Lineage: Eukaryota; Viridiplantae; Streptophyta; Magnoliopsida; Malpighiales; Linaceae
Source: the annotation of a GenBank genome assembly